AAAGAAACAACAAAAAGUCGACAGAAGAACCUUCAAAAUUCACCAAAAAAUGCCGAAUGUACCAAGAAUCCAAAAAGAACCUCGAGAAAGAACCUCAAAGAACAUCUAAAAUUCGCAAAAAAAUGACAGAAGUACUGAGAAUCCAGAAAGAAACACCAAAAAAAAGAGCUCCCAAGAACACCCAAAAUUCGCCAAAAAACGACAGAAGUACUAAGAAUCCAGAAAGAAACACCAAAAUGCCACAAGAAGAACCUCCAAAAGCCGCCAAAAAACGCCGGAAGUACAAGAAUUCAGAAAAAACAUCCAAAAUUCUCCAAAGAAUGCUGGAA
Racocetra fulgida is the source of this 329-nucleotide messenger RNA. NCBI's taxonomy places the organism in Eukaryota, Fungi, Glomeromycota, Glomeromycetes, Diversisporales, Gigasporaceae. The record is from the annotation of a GenBank genome assembly.